CACGCGACGGCUGCUUCCUCAUAAUCAAGAUGGCUGCUCACAGUGCUGUGCUUUCUGUCUCCAGGAUUAUAAAUCCUCUCUGGGGUCGACACUUGGGAAAUACAGUUAAAGUAUUUGGAACAAAUUUGACAAGUCACCGGACUAAAACACUUCAUGUUAGCGACAACAUUCCACCUCCUGCAAAGUACGGAGGUCGACACACCGUGACGCUGAUACCUGGGGAUGGAAUCGGUCCAGAGCUUCUGAGUCACGUUAGAGAGGUUUUCAGGUUCAGCUGUGUGCCUGUGGACUUUGAGGUCGUGCAUGUCAACUCAGCGCUGGAGGCCGAGGACGAUAUCGAUAACGCCAUUACCGCCAUCCGCCGAAAUGGAGUUGCUAUUAAAGGUAACAUAGAGACCAAACAUACCAUGCCGCCAUCUGUGAAAUCCAGAAAUAAUCUCCUACGCACAAGCUUGGAUCUGUAUGCCAACGUGAUGCACUGCCAGUCCCUCCCUGGAGUCCAAACUCGGCACAAGAACAUCGACAUCAUGAUCAUCAGGGAGAACACAGAAGGAGAAUACAGCAGUCUGGAACACGAGAGUGUGUCGGGGGUAGUGGAGUGUCUGAAGAUCAUCACCAGGACCAAUUCCCUCCGGAUUGCUGAGUAUGCGUUUCAACUGGCUCGGGAGAAAGGUCGCCGCAGGGUCACUGCAGUGCAUAAAGCCAAUAUCAUGAAGCUUGGAGACGGCUUGUUUCUGCAGUGCUGCAGGGAAGUGGCCUCUGGAUACCCUGACAUCACUUUUGACAGCAUGAUCGUGGAUAACACCACCAUGCAGCUUGUGUCCAAACCCCAACAGUUUGACGUGAUGGUGAUGCCUAAUCUGUAUGGGAACGUUGUCAGCAACGUGUGCGCCGGCCUGGUGGGAGGGCCUGGCCUUGUGCCUGGCGCUAAUUAUGGUCGGGACUACGCUGUGUUUGAAACAGCUACAAGGAACACAGGGAAAAGUGUUGCAGGGAAAAACAUUGCUAACCCCACUGCUAUGCUGCUGGCUAGUUGCAUGAUGCUGGACCACCUCAAGCUUUACGACUAUGCCAACUUGAUAAGGAAUGCAGUACUCACCACAAUGAAUGAAACUAGGUUGCACACAGCGGAUCUGGGGGGUCAGGGCACCACAUCCGAGGUGGUCCAAUCCGUCAUGAGGGUCAUCCAGAGCAAAGGACAGCUCACUGCAGACAUCUAACGCGUCUCUGUAGACGCUGCUUCAGCGGUGUGGAAUCAUGGGUAUGGAGCCAAGCAGACUGUACAAUUUGAAAAACAGGACGUCCAAAUAUUUCUGUUCAAAUCCCUUAACAGUUAAAAAAUAAUAAAUCACGAGUAAAGAAAAUACAGUAUCACUCCUGUUGGAUAAUAAAAACUACUGUAAUUUUUUUUUCCCUAGUAGUUUUGUGUUUAUGUUUUAUCAGUGCAUCAUCGUAUCAGUGCCUUCUUUUAGUUUUUUUAGUUUUUUUUACUGUUUCACACCAACUACGCAUCGGAGGCAGUAAUAUUAACGUCUGUAUCAUUUGGCUGCCUUGUCUUCUCACUGCUUUCUAAUACGAGUUAUUUAUUUUUCUUGCUAAAGUUACACAGCAUCUUUCUGGAAUUAACUAAAAUGCUAAGUGAUCAUGUAAAGUCUUUUUUUUUGUUAUAACAGAUUGCUACUGAAAUGCAAUCUGUGAUUUAAAUAAAAAUAAAAAAACUGGUUCAGCUAUAUGCAAUAUCAGAACAGACCAGACUAGAUCAAGUAACUGCUGUGACUGAUGAACUUUUUUCGUUGAUAUUUUCAACAAUAUUUGACAAAAUCAAUUAGAUCAGAGUUUAACCAGACAAAUGUUUUUAAAGCAGAGGCUCACAGUUACUGUAUAAUGUGCUAUCAAUAAAGAAAUCUGUCUCCAAUGCAUCCUUUGUAAAUAGGUUUGAAUAUAAAGCAUUAUUCAAAGCAGGUUGAAGUACAGUGCCUCACUACAAUAUAACCUCAAUAUGUUCACAUUUUUGUCAAUUACCAAAAAGAACGUAAAUUGUAUUUUAUGGGACUUUAUGAAAAAAAAAAUCUCAAAAUAGAACAUAGUAGUGAUGUGGGAUGGAAAAUAAGGAAUUGCUUUGAAUUUCUUUGCUUGCAACCCCUUAAAAAAUGCUGUUUGUGUGAAUUCAGACUCAUCUACCAUACUACAUGUGAACAAAGUCAAGUACGUGUGUGCUUCAAUCUCAGUAUCAUUCCAACUGCUCUGCAAAUGUCUCAGAUGUUGGCAUUAGUAAACAUUUAGUAUCUGAAGACAUUUCCCUAAAGGACCUUCAUCCGCACACACAAUAAAAAAAAUUACAGAAUUGAUGCCACAUUUACUUGAUUAUUUGUUAAUGUUACAAAAACAACUUGCCUGUUUCUUCUUCCGGUUUUUUUUACUGUGCCCUUUUUUGUUGAUAAAUCACAUUAAAGUGCAGAAAAAAUAAAAAAGCAUAUUUA
Messenger RNA from Poecilia reticulata (guppy), 2480 nucleotides. RefSeq names its product isocitrate dehydrogenase (NAD(+)) 3 non-catalytic subunit gamma (gene idh3g). The record is from RefSeq and is a predicted model, not a curated record. Gene Ontology annotation, molecular function: oxidoreductase activity, acting on the CH-OH group of donors, NAD or NADP as acceptor; magnesium ion binding; NAD binding. NCBI's taxonomy places the organism in Eukaryota, Metazoa, Chordata, Actinopteri, Cyprinodontiformes, Poeciliidae. Gene Ontology annotation, cellular component: mitochondrion. Gene Ontology annotation, biological process: tricarboxylic acid cycle; isocitrate metabolic process.